Drosophila rhopaloa is the source of this 2232-nucleotide messenger RNA. RefSeq names its product cell division control protein 45 homolog (gene Cdc45). Bases 245 to 1978 code for a protein of 577 amino acids. Gene Ontology annotation, cellular component: DNA replication preinitiation complex. Gene Ontology annotation, molecular function: single-stranded DNA binding; chromatin binding; DNA replication origin binding. Gene Ontology annotation, biological process: double-strand break repair via break-induced replication; mitotic DNA replication preinitiation complex assembly; DNA replication initiation. Lineage: Eukaryota; Metazoa; Arthropoda; Insecta; Diptera; Drosophilidae. The record is from RefSeq and is a predicted model, not a curated record. The transcript has 2 exons.
UCACACUUAAACAGCCAGCUGUUUCCCGCGUUUUUGAUUCGCGAAUUGCAAUUGGCGAAAGUGCAGCGGGAGCGGAAAAUCGCGCAAGCCAUAAGAAAAACAGCAAAAUGCAACGCCUCCCAGUCAUCUAGAAGUCACACUCCGCUUACCACAAACCACUAAAGAAGCCUUAAGCCCCUAAAACCAACGAGAUCCCCAGUGUUUUGUUAGGAUCACACACUCGACGCUCUCGCCAGGAUUUACGAUGUUUGUGCAGGACCUGCGCAACGAUUUUUACCGCCAGCUGGUGGGCAAACGGAUCUUGAUCGUGGUCAACUAUGACAUCGAUGCCAUCUGCGCCAGUCGCAUCCUGCAGGCUCUGUUCAAGUACGACCAUAUGCUCUACACAGUGGUGCCCAUCAUGGGCGUCACUGGUCUGAAGCGGGCCUACGGGGAGCACCAGGGUGAUGUGAAGUACGUGGUGCUGGUUAACUGCGGCGGCUGUGUGGAUAUUGUGGAGCUGCUGCAGCCGGCUGAGGAUGUGACCUUCUUCAUCUGCGAUUCCCACCGUCCUUUGGAUGUCUGUAAUAUCUACAGUGAUCGGCAGGUGUGCAUCCUGGGGGAUGCUUCCCUGGAGGAAAACAUUCCAGCCUUUGAGACCAUAUUCUACGACUCUGAAGGGGAGGAUGAAGAUGAGGAGGAGGGCGAAUCCUCCGACCAGGAGCAGGGAAACAAUGACAGUGGUGCCGGGGAAUCCGACCAGGAAGAUCAUGCGCCGCAAAAACAAAAGCUCAGUCGCCUGGAGCGGCACGAGCAGAGAAUCCUGCGGCAGCGAGCCCGCCGGCAGUGGGAAUCGGAGCGCGACAGGAUCAUGUUUGAGUACACUCAGUUCAGCUACUACGGCAGAUCCGCCUCCUUGCUGGUUUUCGAGCUGGCCUGGAAACUCUCGAAGGACAACAUGGACCUACUCUGGUGGGCCAUCGUGGGCAUCACAGAGCAGCUGCUGCUGGGGAAAAUCGAGAGUGGAUCGUACACUUUGGAGCUGGAGCAGAUCCAGUCGCAUGUGUCGCGGCUGACAAACAAGACGAAUGACCAGAACACGAUGAGUGCCUCGAAAAUCAGUUUCGAGAAUGACUUGCAUCUGGUUUUGUACCGCCACUGGCCGGUCACGGAGUCCAUGAGGUAUUCCCGCUACGCCUCAUGCCAAUUGAAACUGUGGACGCUGCGCGGCGAGAAGAGACUGCACGAACUACUGCUCGAGAUGGGAUUGCCCUUGGUGCACGCCCGCCAAACGUACGGAGCCAUGGAUUUGGUUCUCCGGAAAGAGUUCUACUCGAUGGUGGAGCGCCUAGCAGAGAAAUACGACAUACCGGACAUUGUCUAUGGAACCUUUACCCUGAGCUACGGCUACCGGAGCAGAUAUGCUGCGGCGGACUACGUAUACGCCCUGCUGGCCAUCAUGGAGUCUGUGAAGAAGCACAAGACACCGGAGGAUUGCUUUCUGGAGGCCUUCGAUGCUCUAAGUCGCCAGCACAAGCAGCUCUUGACGGCGGGAAUCGAUCAGGCGAAACUCCUGCAUGCCGCCGUUUUUAGGCAGGUGCAGAGCAGCCUGGAGGCACGCCAGGUGCACUCGGCUGGGUCCUUUUUCUACUAUGUCCUGCAGGAGGAGCACGCAUUCUUCUCAUACCCAUAUGCCCUGGGACAGCUGGCCCGCUUCCUUUUGCGCGGACAUGUGGCGACGAGUAGAGCCAGACAGGCGCCGGAUUUGCCGCUGAUCGCUAGCUGUCCUUUGGACGCGGCCCAGGGCAUGUGUCUGCUGGUUGGGAUCGCCCCGGUCAGGGAGGAUUCUCCGAGGACCUUUUUUGGCAAGGCCUUCGAGCAGGCGGCGCAAAAGAGCGGCGUUGCCCUGCUGCAGGAUUUCUUUGAGCCUGCUGUGGUGCAGCUGCGACAGAGCGACCUGACCCGCUUUCUAGAUGCCCUCACCGUGCUCCUCACCUGAUCCACAUAUUCUUCAUCCUGCUACCCACAUCCCUGCUCAAUCAUAUAUAUGUUCUAAGCUAAUAUUUAAGACGAGAGACCUUACAUGUACACUUAAGCUAAGAUUUUAAGCAAACCCUAUUUAUGUGCGAUUAUAAUGUGUUAUUGACUUCGAAACUGCGCCCAGGACCCCAAGAAUAUUGCUUAAGAAAUGAUUUUUUUUCUAAAACUAUUGUUAAUCUGACCAGAAUAAAUUGCGUAUAUGUUUAAAGUGUU